AUGAGCGGUCGCUCCGCCUUAGUCCAUUCCCAACCGCCUCUGGAUGUCGGCUCAGCGGCCAAAGUCACGCCAGACGUUUCGCGCAUCGUCAACUUCAUACGAAAGCUCGAUCGACUGUUUCGCGCCAGCCGCCUUACCACUCGCUCGUGGACACGAGUGUCACUUAUCAGCAACCUGAAACUGCUGAAAGAGCCCAAGUACAUGUCACACCCCGCACUUCGCGAUGCCGACGUUCUCGAGAAGGUGUACGAGGAGUCGAGAAUUCUUGACCUGUAUCAUGCCAUGCUCGUUGAGGAUGGCUUUUUCAGCGAAUCAGAGGGCUAUAUUGCACACGUGUUUUCAGAAAUUGGUGCGAUAGGAGCAACCAUUGCGGGCUAUCAAUACCAGAGAUUGGCCGAUCGUAUGGUAUACCACGCCUCGUCAAUGUGGAAGCAUCUCUGGACUCACCGACGUGCUCUCCUCAACAACCGCGCCCUCGACUCCACACCCAUCAAACUGGACAAAUUACCACCCGAGACCAUCAUCACCUAUCCAGCCGACUUGCCUGAGACAUUCAACCUCAACUCCAAGUCGCAAGAGCUGCAAUCAGGCUCAUCCGAUCGCCUCUAUCUCAUCAUGCUCAUGUAUGGUUGGGCCGGUUUAUACAAGAUGAGACCAGAUGCCGCGGUGUCCCCGUACCACCGACACUUGACACUUUACUACUGGAUCUGUAUGACAAAUCACGUCGACAUCUCGACACCUCAAGGAGAUACACUACGGCCCGUCCUAACAUGCCUGCAAAACAUCAAGGAGGAUUCUACGAAAGACGCACUCGUACGAGAAGUCUUUGCCAGUGGCACCGGUAUCGACCCAGCUGCCUUCUGCAUCCGCAUCAACCAGCAUGCUAGCAGAGUCGCUGUGACCCUCAACGUGCGCACACCGCCCGGAGAGGACCAGACCGGUCUGGAGAUGCUGUUUGCUUUACAGGACCUAGCUUGCCAUCCUUUGAUAUUCCCGUCUGUGGCGAAGUACGCCUGCCAUGAAGCAAGUGUGCGUAUGACUUCGCAGGUACUGCGCAGUGGGAUUGUCUCCGACCCGUAUACGGAGUUCUUGUUGUGGUAUACUAGCCACAUGCUGUCUCAGAGAAUCAUGGCAUACGUACAUCGCACAAAGUCGCAGAAUGACUCGGACACUAUGCGUACCUUGACAAGCUUCUUUCGUGGUGAAGAUCUUAUAGAGGAGCUCGCUCGGGGUAUUGAUCUGCUGGCGAGGCGCGGUACCGACCUUGGUCCGAACUAUCACUCCUAUCCUCGUGAAUCUCAACUUCCAUCUGCGCUCACUGGUCGCAUAAAGAGCGUCCAGGAACUAGUCGUCCUCACUCGAUUCAAUGCACACGCCGGGCGUCCGUUCUUAGAGUCUAUGAAGCACGGCGCACACCAAGCAUGGUGGCCCACGCUGCGCAACAUACAGAAGGCGGCGUAUCUAGCACCUGAGGCCACGGAUCGUGCAGUGAACAUGGACAUCUCGCGACAGUGGUCGCAAGUUGGCGCGGCAUUGGGAUUGAGCGAAGAAAAGGAGCGCAAGCGCCACGAACGUGAGGCCUCACGUCGCUGUGCAUGGGCGGGAUGUGGCUUGCACUGGUCGACGCCGGAUGUGUCGAUCAAACUCAAGACUUGCAGAGGCUGCGGCGAGGUUAGCUACUGUGGGCGGGGAUGUCAGAAAACCGAUUGGAAUCAAGGCAGGCACAAGGAUAAGUGUCGAAACCGUUUGAAGUCGUAG
This is a messenger RNA of Peniophora sp. CBMAI 1063, 1758 nucleotides long. The record is from the annotation of a GenBank genome assembly. NCBI's taxonomy places the organism in Eukaryota, Fungi, Basidiomycota, Agaricomycetes, Russulales, Peniophoraceae.